Clarias gariepinus (North African catfish) is the source of this 2850-nucleotide messenger RNA. RefSeq names its product myelocytomatosis oncogene homolog (gene mych). Lineage: Eukaryota; Metazoa; Chordata; Actinopteri; Siluriformes; Clariidae. The record is from RefSeq and is a predicted model, not a curated record. Gene Ontology annotation, molecular function: RNA polymerase II cis-regulatory region sequence-specific DNA binding; DNA-binding transcription factor activity, RNA polymerase II-specific; protein dimerization activity. Bases 778 to 1770 code for a protein of 330 amino acids. The transcript is spliced from 2 exons. Gene Ontology annotation, biological process: positive regulation of cell population proliferation; regulation of transcription by RNA polymerase II.
CGUUAAUUUUCACACAGAUCACAGUGAAUGCAGCGUGAUCUGCAAGAAGCAUGGCACAUGGCAUUUUUUAAAACCACUUUCUUUUUGUUUGCAUUUAUUUGACAAAUAUAGCGACACGAAUAUUGGUGUCAAACCUUUCUUCCUGGAUAAGACUAUUAAAACCAUAAGAUCUAAAAAAAAAAAAAAAAAAAGACUAUACAAUAUGUAAUAAUAUAGAUUUUAACCCAUUAGCUGACCUACAGUACUUGAGAAUAAAUGCCAUAGCAGAUCGACGUAAACAUUUAAUAAAAAGAAAAAUUUCUCGUUGGGUUUAACAGAACAUCUAUUAGUAUUUUAAUCUGAUUUAAAGUCCUUAUUCUAAUAUGAUUAGCAUUGUUAUUUAUAAAUUUGUGAACGAAGCGGCCCUUCCAGCUGUUGCAUGAUGUCACCAUAACCCUGAAGAGUGAAGAGACCGCCUUUAGCCCCGCCCACCAAAGGAGCAUUAAAAAAAACUCCUAGGUGUUCUGAUAAUGUGCUCUACUUUGUCGUAGUCCUGCCGUAGUGUUCACACACAUACAACCGACCCUAACUUGACUCCGAAGUGAAGAACGCAUGCGCUUCGCGGGGCCAGCUGGAUGAGUAGUGUGACUCACCAGAGCUCCUGCUGGAAAGUUUACUUGUGAAGCCACAUGGCCGGGCCAUGUUCCGUGUUUUAGUGCAGAGUGUAUUUUUACAAAGAAUCCUGCAGUAUGUAAUGCGUGAUUAGACAAUGUUCCUGUUUUCUAGGUUUCUGUAAAUAUGCUGCCGAGUCGUUCCCCGCCACACGACUGGCUUAGCGAGUCGGAACCGCUGCUGUUCGACGACGAGUUUUGCCAGAACUUAAUCAAGGACCUGCAGUCGAUCCCCACGCCGCCGCAGUCUCCGCCGAUCAAGGCCGGCCUCGGCAAGUCCAUGUCCGGGGUCGACCAGCUCGAGUUGGUGUCGGAGCUUUUGCUCGAGGACAGCGACUUUUUUCACUUGAAAUGGAAUUGUGAUUUAGCCGACGAUCGUACGAGGUAUUCCGUCUCGGACGAGAAAAUGUCCGUCCUGUCUACGAGCCCUUUGCUUUCGGAUAUCGAUACUGAAAUCUUUGCCGAGAUCGUCGGUUCGACGCUGGAUUGUGGCGGCGCUGCGGCCGUGUGUGAGGCGCUGAUGCAGGGCGAUAACUUACUCCUGGACACCCCGGAGCUGACCGAGACCACCUCUGAUUACGGCUCGCUGUCCGCGCCUGGAGAAUCGACCAGCGAUUCUGAGGAGGAGAUUGAUGUGGUAACUGUUCGCCAAAGCAACAUAUUUACUCGCUCACAGCAGCAGAAAGAUGACCGGCAUGAGCAGCAGCAGGCACUGAAACGCUGUCACCUUGAGAUCCAGCAGCAGCACAACUAUGCUGCUCCUAGGCCUGCUUCGCCUCCACCUCCUUUGCCGAGUACAAAACGUGUUCGCGGAAAUAUGAAACACUACAACUCCCGCCACUCCUGUGAUCUGGAAGACGGUGAGGAGCGUCGCAGGACCCAUAACGUUAUGGAGAGGCAACGACGCAAUGAGUUGAAGAAUUGCUUCCUACGUUUGCGUCAUCACGUGCCUGAGCUAUCUAACAAUGACAAAGCAUCCAAGGUAAUGAUACUGAAACGAGCUAAGGAGAGCAUCCGCAACCUAGAAUCAGAGGGACAGAAGCUCAGUCAGAAGAGAGACCGGCUGAGAGACAAACAGAAACAGCUAAAGGCCAAACUUGAGCAGCUAAAACGUUGUUGAGGCUUUUGAAGAAUGUUCUGGGACUUGAUACAGCUGGAAUUCUGUAUAAGGCAUGGCCAGCAUUCAUAGACUUUCAUGGUGAUGCUGUACCUGAACAUUGCAGCACUAUUUACCAACUGUUCAUCUCUAAGGAGAUGGCUGGAUUUUUUUUCCUUAGCUUUUAUUCAUUUCCUUUUUGGAAAUACGAAACUUCAAUGCAAAAAUUGCUCUCAGUAGUACUUUAAAGCUAUGCCAAAAUUAUUAGUCUUUUAAGAAUUACAAUUUUCUGGACAAUAUUAUGUUUAUUUUAACCCUUUUAUAGUGUAAACCACCAUUAACCUGUAUAAUUUGUGGCUCCUUAUAAUCAGUGAACCUCUUUCUCACACACAGUCAUUGUAAAUGAUCAAGUGCUACUGAUGUAUGAUUUUUGGCUGGAUCCAAAAAUGUUAAAAUUUCUAAGGAUGAAUGUGAUGUGUGAUUUCCUGGUAAGAUAUUGAUCCCUGUUGUAAUACAGUCCAGGCGUUUAUAUCCUGGAUUGUCCACCAGUCUCAUAUUUGCAUUAUCAUUUAAAGUUGGAAGAGUCAUUCAAAAAUGAGUUCAUAUUUGAACCUCACUUUCUAAUGUAUUAAAUACAAUAGAUUUUUUUCUUAUCUACCUCUGCCAAGGAGACUGGGAUGAUUAUUAUUGCCUUCAUAAUGGCAACUGUAUGGGAUUUGGGUAUUUUGUCAGUUUAUUAAUUAUGUAACAUAAAUUAUUUUUUUUGAAAAAUUGAAAGUGUUUUUUUUCUAUGCCGCACUUUUUAUAUUUCUAUUAAAAAGUAGACAAUAUUGCUAUUCUAUCAAAGUUGUUUCCUUGUGCAUUUUACAAUCAUGACUACUUGUAUGGAAAGAUUAAGACAUUAAGAUCUCAUUGUGAUAGCAUAAUAUAAUUUCAUUUUAAGAUGUGUAUAUGGCAGGAGCUUUUUUGUCAGGUUGAUGGCUAUUAUUUAACUGCUUAAGAGCUUAUUAUUCAAUGUAGUGGGUCAGUAAGACUGGGAAUGUCAGUUUGGCAAAUAGCUUAUCAGAGCCCAAUUGAAUCAACUAAAUCAUUUUAGUCCUAGAU